Porites lobata is the source of this 4732-nucleotide messenger RNA. The record is from the annotation of a GenBank genome assembly. Lineage: Eukaryota; Metazoa; Cnidaria; Anthozoa; Scleractinia; Poritidae.
GAAGGUAUUUGGCGCCUAAAUUUGAUUUGACGAAUAAAUGAACAUUUGAACAGAGAGGCAGGUUUACACGCUAAACAACCGUCAAAAUUGAAGAUGUCGAGGGGAUUUCAGAAUCCAGAACCAUUAACUGCAAUUUGCGAAAUUGUGCAGAUAGGAAGAGAAGACGUUCGACGCUGCGACGCUACACUUUUCUUCAAGACAUACGGACGGGGAGGUAAACAAAGCCGUGUCCUUCCUUAGUUUGAUUUUAAAAAAAGCGCGAAAUGUUCUUAAGAGGAGCACACUUUACUUUGUUUCUUAGAGUUCGACAUAGAUGGAGGAACAAUUUUUUGGGAACAACAACAAUCGGGAAAUCGACGACUGACCAUCGUGACCAAGAAUGGGGAUCAAAUUGAAAUUACACGCAAGAGGAGAGGAGGUAAAUAGUGUUCUGUAUUUUCUCCACUUGAAAUUAAACGCAAAUUAUUGACUAAAUGACUGAAUGAUUUCUCGAAGAUUACAAGUUACAUACUGAAGGAUUUUGGAUCAGAGAACUGGAUCCUGUUGAGGUAGACAUCUAAGCACAAGGUGAGACAUUAACGUUGCUGUAAACAAAAAUUAAGCCGUAUAUUUACAGAGGCUGUGGCACAUUUUUCCGUAGCUCGAGCAGGAGAAAAAGUCAGAUAAAAAUAUCAAUGAUUUUUUUUUCCACUUAACCUAAUAUAUAUAUUUUCUCCUCUUUUUAUUCACUUCCAGGCCUUUCGAACAGGAGCAUUUACUUUCGAUUCUGCAUUUGAUGGACAAAAGCCGUAGUUGAAUGUAUCUGUUUUUAGUUUGUAGAAAUGAAAAUAAAUGGUUUUUAAUGUUCCGCAAGGAAGCCAUGCUUUGUAUUUUUGACAUAUUGCAAGCAUACAUUACCCCGCGCUAAAAUAACGACCUUUACAGCCACACAAAUUCGCACCUUAGUAUAAGCGUCUGCGUAUGGUUUCGAAAAAAACAGAGCGUGAAAACCAGGUAAACUUCACGUGAUAAUGACGUCAACGGUAAAAACACGCGCUAAAGCUUUAACCCCAAAUACUCUUAUUCAGAGGCAAACUGCUUUCUGAGCAAAAAAAGGCAAACGAAAUGGGAGAUGCAUACAACCCAAAUGAGCCAGAAAACGCAAAAUACUGCGCGGUAUGGGACAAUUUAUUGUUAUGUCGAUGACGCGCAGACAAGUGCAACCAAGAUAUCAGCAUAUGAUCAAAGUAAAAUCUCUCCUUAGCUGUUACUCCCACCCACUGAAUUCCAAUGACAUCCUGUAUUUUUCCCGAAAGAAAACUAUGAAUUAAUUUUUGCUAGGCGAAGCAACAUUUGUGAACGGAGAUAACGGCGGUAUUUUAGGUUUGUCGCGAACAGCACAGAAAAUUUAGACAUCAUACCUAUAUUUUAAUCGACCUGAGUAAAAAAGCAAUGGAGAAUACAGAACCUUAUUUCUCUUCAGAGGAAAUUGUAGAUAUUGGCACAACCUUUCAUGGAACGGACAUCACGAUUAGAUACACACCUACCAGAGGUUAGUUUUUGAAGCAGUUUUGCUUUCCAGAGAGCAUUUUAAGGUUUUAAGUUUAAGCUCAGUCUUGUUUAGAUAUCCAAGUGGAUGACGGAUACCUAAAAAAGAAAUCUGUGAGGAUGACAGUCAGGUCUAACACGGGCAGCACUUACACCAUCACUCGUCUUCAAGGAGGAGGUAGGUAAAAAAUUUAAAGCUUUGGACCUUUGCUUCAGCCUAGGUUUCAAAUUAAAAACUAAUCCACACAGAAUAAAUGUCUAUCAAGCUUACGCCUGAUUAUAAACAUAAUUCUAUCUACGAGGUCAAAAGUCUCAAGUAGGCAUUAAAAAAUUAACAAAGGACCAUACGAAAAACUAUGGUGGAUAAGACUUCACAUCAUUUGUAACAAUGCAGGAUUUAAUCCUCAAAAUCCGACUCCAUUCAUGGGGGUGUUAUUCCAUUUGUACUACUACACAAGAAAUUUGUACAAUUUGAUUGGCUUAGAGCAGUGGUAUUUCAGCUUAAUUUGAAAUACCUACAUGUGAAAAUUUCAAACCUUUUCCGGGUAGUAGUAUAAACAACAAAUAAUAGCAUGAUUUGUAAGUGAUAUUUGGCAUAAAUACCACUCGUGAUAUUUCAAAAUUGUCUCAAAUUUCACUCGCCUAACGGCUCGUGAAAUUACAUAUAACAAUUUCGAAACAUCACUCGUGGUAUUUAUGCCAAAUAUCACUACAAACAAUGCUAUUACCUAUACAAAUUUUCACCACCACAAUUUUUCAGAUUUCUAACGAACAUUCAAUAUCAUGAUCUCAAAAAAAUAAUAUAACAAGCAAAACAAUCUUGUUACAGUGUAUCAAGCAAACUCUUGGUUCACGUGGGUACAUCGUCGUCAAUGAAAGAGGUAAGAGAGCUGCAAUGCAGUAGACGGGCGCGAAUGAAUUUCCUGUAUACCCACUUCCUGGGUUUUAAGACAUUGCUCUUGUUGAACUCUUCUUUACUGAGCCUCCUACCGUGGCAGCUCGCGAGCGUAGGAGGCGAGCGAUUAGCCCAAACAAUGUCUACAGUAUAUCUGUCACGCCUGCGUCAUGAUGCACUUGUACGUAUACGGCGUUUAACGCUUAGUCUGCCGUGUCAGCUGAAGAAAAUCUUACAACACAUACUUCCCUAAGCGCGCAAGUGCAAUACUUGAGAUGGCAUUACAUCAAAGAGCGUCCCGCAUAUUAUCAUUUUAAAAAUAUACAAAUAUAUGAAAUAACAAAGUCUCUUUUGUUUUCUGACAGGGACUUGAACAUAACAAGAAAGACCUCCAUUCUGCCGCAGAAAGGCUCAAGAAAACGAUUCUAAAAGUUCAAUGUUACAAUUUGCAAUUCUUUAUAACAGAAAUAAAAUACAAAUACAAAAAGUUCAAGACAUGUCUACACUCAGCAUUAAAAGGCACAAUGUUAGUUUCCUAUAUUCAACAACCAGAUGGAAAAGAGGCCUUGAUCCAUUCACAAUCAGUUGUCGUCAUUACUCUUGCCCCGCCUACCGGGUUCGAACGAAAAACGCAAUUUGAAUAAUAAUACGCUUAGCGAAGCAGGUUUGUGAGAUAUAGUUUCGCGCGGGAAAUCAGGCUUAACACUACACGUCUUUUCAGUGCAGCAGCACAUUAUCCAAAAGAUUGAUCAGAAACCAUAAAAUGUCAGCAAGGCAGAACCCCGAUCCUUACAGGGCCACAAGAGAGAUAGUGGACGUUGGCCACCCUGUCCUAAAUCCAUGGGGACCAGAUCUAACAGUUAAAUUUAAUCCUGCGACCAGAGGUUAGUUUCCGUUUGUAGUUUCUUUUUUACAAAGAGAAAUUUAUACUGAUAACUUAUACUGAUCCUUAGAAGUCACCAAGGUGGAGAAUGGAGAUUUGAUAAACACAGCGCCUGCCAUUAUGAUUACAGUAAAGAGCCGCCAGUCAGGUCGGAUCUACACCAUCGUACGAGACGAUUUAACAGGAGGUAAAUAAAAAAUAAAAAUGUAUUUACUACCCGAUAGAUCAGCCUCCAACUUCUCAUGCUGCAGAUUGUGCAUCGUAGUCAAUAAGUAUGACCCACCAACAUACCAGUGAAUUGCAGAAUCACAUUACAACAACCGUUACCGACUUUUUUGCUAUGACUACGUUUUUUGCGCAAUUUAGACAUUGAUUUUCUAAAGUUCUCUCAUUCAACGCUGAAGAUGUUGAAGUCUAGUGGCGUGGCCGUUCAAAUGAGACGCCGAUAGCCACACAAUAAGUCAGAAUGUCUAUUUACUCGGGCUUGUUUGGGAAUGAAAGAGAAAUACGUCUGCGGUUCACAGGCUAACAGUUUGUUUCAAAUCAAUGUACUUCUAACCGAUUCCGAUCAAUUUUUGCUUGCGAAGCAGUGAUGUGAAUACCAUGACCUUAAACAUCUUUUAUUAGAACUUGACGCUGACUUUAAGACGCCCACUAAAUCAUUCCGCUUUAUGUGAAGUUUUUCUUUCCUUUUCCUUUUUUACAGCUUAUCAGGACGUGACAAAUUUUACCUGGGUAGCGCGCCGCCAAUAAAUGGGUAAGACACUGAUCUCCAUUUUGCCUAGUUUUAGUAGGCACCCUUUCUUUUAAACUACGACUACGUCUCUUCAAAUCUAGUUAGCAGGCUGAAGAUAAACGCUUGUAAAAAAAGUCCUCUGAAUAAAUCUUUUUCGCGAAAAGCACUUCUUUUAAACAUUUAUUUUAGACUCACCCUACGUAUCAUCAUUUUCUGCAUCCUUUGACUCACGCGUGAGCAAACUAAAGAGGAGCGUCUAAAACAGGCUAUUUAUAAUCCUGCUUGUAAGCUUCGUUUCACCGUGGCUUGUGGCGAAGAAAUAACGCGGUUUCUAUUUAUCGAAAUCAACCGAUAUAUUGAACAGAGGCGGCUCAUUUUUAAGAAAUGUCACAUUAAGCGUCGGUCAAUUUAAUAAAUUAGAUUAGCUUUUACUUGCUCUUUCGUAGGUGCCUACACAUUACGGAGAUGCAAACUAUGAAUCACAUAAAAAAUUAUGACCACCGCUUUAAGUGAUAAUUGCGCUAAAGGUAUAUAUGAAUAACAUAACUAGCUAGUAACCUUCCUUUUGAUAUUUUCACAGAUGGGGCUGCACUGUACAUCAAAGACCAACUUUGUUCUCAAGACCAAGUUGUUAAAAGCCUUGACAAUAGCCACCGCAACCGGAAAGUGUGCACAUGAAAUAAAGAUUGAU